This is a messenger RNA of Arabidopsis thaliana (thale cress), 1479 nucleotides long. It is a transcript of the gene UMAMIT35, whose product is annotated as Nodulin MtN21 /EamA-like transporter family protein. Gene Ontology annotation, molecular function: transmembrane transporter activity. The record is from RefSeq and is marked reviewed. Gene Ontology annotation, cellular component: membrane. NCBI's taxonomy places the organism in Eukaryota, Viridiplantae, Streptophyta, Magnoliopsida, Brassicales, Brassicaceae. Gene Ontology annotation, biological process: transmembrane transport. Bases 180 to 1304 code for a protein of 374 amino acids. The transcript is spliced from 7 exons.
AUAUUAAUGAAGACACACUAACAUUUUAAUUGCAAGACAAGUAGACAACCUAACAAAGUUUUGUUGUGGACUUGGUCUCUCAUCUUCUCCGAGAGAGAAAGAGAGAGAGAGACAGAGAUCAACAAAAUUUCGGCUCAUCCAAGGCUGUGUAUUAUCAACAUAAGCCGCACACAAACGAAAUGGGAUUAAUGGAUACAAGAUGGGAAACCAUAGUUCCAUUUAUUGUUAUGGCGUUGAUGGAGGCAUGUACCAUUGCACUCACCAUCUUGGCUAAGACCGCACUGACCGGUGGCAUGAGCCCUUUCGUGUUCAUCGUCUACACCAACGCUCUUGGCUCUCUCCUUCUCCUCCCUUACUCUUUCUACUUCCAUAGAGAUGAAAGUGACGAUGAACCCUUCCUCACGAAACCUUCCCUUGUUCGUAUCUUCCUACUCGGUUUUACAGGGGUGUUUUUGUUCCAGAACAUGGCAUUUUUGGGGCUAAGUUAUAGCUCUCCAAUUGUGGUAUGUGCCAUGGGCUUGCAGUCACCUGCUUUCUCCUUCUUGCUAUCUCUUGCUCUUGGUAAGGAAGGAGGGUUAGGAUGGGCAAGUAAGAGAACAAAAGGAAGAGUGAUAGGCACGUUGAUAUGUUUCACAGGAGCCUUUGUUGAAGUUAUUUACUUAGGACCUUUUAUAAGACCUUCUCCUCCUUCAUCCCCAACCUCCAAUUUCCUUACUACAAUCUCACACUACUUAACUUUCUUCAAAAAUUCUGACAAUUGGGCUCUCGGCUCUCUCCUCCUUGCAUGCGCCACGCUCUCCAUCUCCAUUUGGAAUAUUAUACAGUUGGAUACAGUCCAAAAAUAUCCUCAAGUGAUGAAAGUAGUGUCUGCCUAUAGUUUAGCUGGGACACUCCAAUGUGCAAUCUUCUCAGCGUUCAUGGAGCCAGACCUAAGUGCAUGGGAACUCAAACUUAACAUGGACCUAUAUCUCAUUAUUGCCACGGGAAUAUUUGGGAGCAUAAUCAGAACAAGUGUUCAAGUGAAGUGCUCCAAAAUGAAGGGGCCUUAUUAUGUGCCACUCUUCAAGCCAUUUGGGAUCCUUUGGGCUUCCAUUUUUGGCACAAGCUUCUUUGUCAAUAGUCUUCACUAUGGAAGUGUGUUAGGAGCUGCUAUAGCAGGAACUGGAUAUCUAUUGAUAAUGUGGAGUCAAGUUCAAAAAGAUGAUCCAAAUGAAACGGUGGAGAAAAACGAUAAUCAUCAAUUGGAUUCAGAUGAACAGACAACUCCACUUUUGCUCGCGAAUGGUGAUUUUGAUCAAGUUUAAUUCAGAAAUGGUUGUUCGCCUAAUGUGUUUAGUUGUGUUAUGUUAAACAUAAAUUAAGGGUAAGUAAAUCGAAGAAAUUAUAUAUAAAAAAAAACAUAUGUGUGUGAAGCAAAACAAAUAUAUAUAUAAAGUCUUGUAACGUUUUUUUGUAUGAGAGGAAUGUAUCAAAGUCUAU